Messenger RNA from Mytilinidion resinicola, 705 nucleotides. RefSeq lists its product as uncharacterized. The transcript has a single exon. The annotation marks the transcript as partial. NCBI's taxonomy places the organism in Eukaryota, Fungi, Ascomycota, Dothideomycetes, Mytilinidiales, Mytilinidiaceae. The record is from RefSeq and is a predicted model, not a curated record.
UUAGCCAGCCUCACCUGGGCAUCUUCGCUCCCAUCGCCUCAACACAUAUUCUCAAACCCCGAAGACCCUUCCUCGACGACCUAUCGCAUCCCUACCCUCCACGAGUCCGCCAUCCAAGCUCGUCGUAUCCUCCACCUUACCUCCAUUGGCACCUUGUCAACCAUAUUUCCAUCCUCCCAGCUCCCAUGGCCAACAGAAAACCGACCCUCAGAUGUCGCCGGCGCCCCGAUAGGGCUAAUGGACUAUUUCGCCGACUGCGAGCCUGCGACGGGUAACCCCACCAUCCUCGCCAUCUCUAUCGCAACCUCGUUCAAGAACGUCGCUGCCGGGAGCAACAUCACCUUAUCCCUGCGGUGGGUCCCGCCAUUCUCGCAUUUCAAGCCUCCAGUGCACAUUAGCGCGGCUGCCCUGCCGCGGUUCUCCCUCGUUGGCCACCUCGAGGAGCUGAGUGAGGAGGAGGCGAAGAGCGGGCAUGUCGCUGGGUGCUUCGUGAAGUACCACCCGGACGCACACGCGUGGCUGCCCGGAAAUCGGAUCCACGAGAGCAAGUGGGUGCGGCUGGUCGUGAAGGAAGUCUACUGGAUCGGCGGCUUCGGCGACCGCGCGUACAUUGGAUGGAUACCGUUGAAGGAGUGGCAGAAUGUCACCGCGGAGGAGGUCAAGCAGUGCCGCCUACCCGGCGAGUCGAAGAAGACAGGAGUGUGG